Contarinia nasturtii (swede midge) is the source of this 5324-nucleotide messenger RNA. Its product is annotated as serine-rich adhesin for platelets. NCBI's taxonomy places the organism in Eukaryota, Metazoa, Arthropoda, Insecta, Diptera, Cecidomyiidae. The transcript is spliced from 11 exons. The coding region runs from base 389 to 5062 and encodes 1557 amino acids. The record is from RefSeq and is a predicted model, not a curated record.
CGAUUCGUACAGCAUUCGCGCGAAUUGGUAAAAACCAACAAUUUUAGUUUCACUUGUGAAGGCAUCGAAUUCAUCGAGAAACAGAUUUUGAAUGGGGUAUCAAAAAUGAAUGGUACCAAAGCUAAGCCUUAAAUGAGCGAAACGGAAUACAACGAGGAAAUAGAAAGGCUGAAAAAACCUGUUAAUAACAAUAACAGAAUAGAAAAGAAAAAGAAGAAAAAAAGACACACACACAAUAUUUUUUCUCAAAGACUAUUCAAUGACAAUAUCUAAAGUGUUUAUCAAGUUUUGGACGUGAAUUUAUGAGAAUCAACUGAAAGUGAAAGAGAGUUGUGCGUAUGCCGACGAACAAACGACAUCACCGAAAGAAUUGGGUAAAAUUGUGAUAAUGGCUAUGCUGAUAAAAUCAAAAGUGCACACCGUCAUUUUCUCAAUUAUCCUAAUUGUAUUGGAGAACUGGGGAACAGCCAACGCACAACAACAACCAUCAUCGCAACAACAGCUUCAACAAACAAAAGCGACAGACCAAAAUUUUUACUAUCAAUCACCACAACGAUUCCAAUCAGCGUUUCCAGCAUCGCGAAAUGGAUUCUUUCCAACCAAUGGCCUACCAAAUUUUGCGCAAAAUUUGCCACAAUCAUUACCACGUAGUCAAUUAGGGGGAGCUAUUCAACAGCCCGCACCACAACAACAGCAACAACAACAAUUUCAACAGUCGCCGCAACAAGAUCAGUCAGCAUUUUUCGGAGCCGUACCUACAAAGAAUGACGGUUCAACGGCCGACUAUUUUCAAUACACAGCAUUUCCGCAACAAACGCCGCGGCAGCAAGAAAAUUUCUUCCAAAUUUCCCCAAGACCAUUUGCAAUUCAACCGAAUGGAAAUCAUGGUCUUCAAUUUGUUCGACCACCGAUAGUUCCACAAUCCCAACAGUAUACAGCCGAUCAAAAUAAUAAUCAAUUUCCAUUUCCGCAACAAUCAUUUCCACAACAACAACAAUCGCAACAACUGCUACUGUCAAAUGAUGGCAAUUUGGACCAACAACGUCAACCGAUUGCACUUCAGCAACAAUCGUUAGCACAUCAAAAUGGUGGCCGAUCGCCAACGAUAACUAUUUACGAUGCGACAAAAUUCGUGAAACAAGGGCAAGCCAGUCGUCUACUGAACGAUUCAACGGCGAAUCGCAAUAGUAAUAACAAUUCAAUUAAAAAUAGCGUAAGAAAGUCAAACGAAUCAAUAACUAGUCAAGAAAAUAGCAAUGAAAACAAUCGAUUCCCGAUUACACGAAAUCGUUUUCAUCCAUUGAGCACAACAAAGCAACCAUCAACUAGCCGAAUAGCGCAACAAAUAACAACACCUACAUCGACAACAACAACAACACCGGCCACCGAUUUGAAUCCGACGAUCACAUUGGACCAACGUCAAAAUCGAAUUCCGAUUUCCUCACGCUUUGGAACAUCACGUGAACAAAAUACCAGCGUUCGCAUCAAUAAAUUCCUGCGACAACCGAUCUUUACAAGUCGCGAAAAUAUCCAACAAACGAUUAAACGCAUUAACAUUACACACAAUGGAAGUGCAAACCGUGAUGGAGGCAGCACAAGCCAAGAGGUAUCGAAUAGAACACAUCAAUUACAACUUUUGCAACAAGCACGGCAAAAGAUUCGUGAAUCAUCGGGUGAAACGGUGAAGGCACCGCUAUUACAGCAAGGAAUUAUAUCAAAACUUCCACAAAAAACAAUUAUCGAACAACGACCAUCGAUCGAAGCAAACGAGGAUGAUGAUGAGGAAGAAGAAUUUUUCUAUGAGGAUGACGAUGAUGAAGAGAAUCAGGGACAAGAAGAAAUUAGAGCAACGCCAAAACCCAAGGACGAACAGAAACCGGUCAUUUUGACAUCGAACUUUUUCUUACCCGGCAAACCAAUCCCAAAAUUGGAACAUCACGAUUUUGAAACGCAAGAGCCGAAUGACUUGUCCAGCGACAUCAGUGAAGUGAAUGCACAACAAAAAGAUAAAGCCGAAGAUGUGAUCGAUUCCGUGCCUGAAGUGGAAACAGAAAAGUUUUUAGAAACAACUACAACAAAAAAACUAGACGAAAAACCAACGAAAACAACAACUACGACACAGGCCAAGCCAGUCAUUGAAGAUCCAGAUGUUGAAUAUGAAUACGAAUAUGAUUAUAUCGAUGAACCAACAACAACGACAACAACAGCAACCACAGAGGCAAAGGUCAUACAAAAGCCGACCACAGUUCAAGUGGAUCAAACAACGGUCAAUAUAGCCGACGAUAACGAUCAUAAUGGCGAUGAUGAGGAUGAUGAUGAGCAACAAACGACCAUUGAAAGUGAUGAUGUGCCAGAGAUCACCAUAAGAACGGAAGAGAAAACAUUCAAAUCAAAUACAAGCAGCGGUAAAGAGACAUCAUCAGUAAGCGAUGCGACAGUGGCCGCCGAAAAUACGACAUCAAUGGAAGGCUACGUUGUUGUGGCUUCAGUUCAGACAAGCCGAAGUAUAUCUGAUGCCCGAUACAUAACAUUCCCUCAAGUCAUACAAGAGGAAAGAAGACAGUCACUUAGCGAUUUGGGCAAAGAUAUGAAAAAAUUCAACAAAGACGAUGAUUAUAAUAACAAUAAUGAAAGCACAUCGGACGAUUCAAACAAAGACGAUGAUGUGAUGGCAUCGAAUGAAGAAAAUACGACGACAACCGAAGAAAUUGAUUCAACGGAAACGUCACAAGAAAGUUUUACACAAUCGCAAAAUGAAUCGGACUCACAUCAAGACAUUGUAAAGACUCGCGUUCACAAACUUUCGUCAAUCAGUGAAAAAUUAGCACAUUUACAUGAGUUAAAUGAACCAAAAGCGGAAAUAACCACAAAGAGUAUUCCCGUUGUGAUACGAAAGUUUACACCACGCACAACCAAAGCGCCAACGCGUAAGCCAACAUCAACAACGGCACCAUCGAAACGAGUGAAUGUUGAUGAUGAGUUGGCAAGUUUGUUACCGCCCGGUUUCAAGUAUCGUGCACACAGUUUGAGCGAAUCAACAACAAAACCAACAACACCAGCAGAAACCACAUCGACCACUGUGAAGAGUGAUACGGUAAAGGAUGAUAUUAUCGCGAAAAAAAUUCAAUUUAAGGAAAUUUCACUGGAAGAUCUAUUGCCAAAAGACUAUAAACCGCCAAGUGAAAGUAAGCCAAAAGCUCAAAAUGGAACAAAGAAUGGAUCGGACACUUUGGUAAAAAUUAAAUUUGACGACAAUAUUGAAGCACUGUUGCCCAAAGAUUACAAACCAUAUUCGACCACACCGUCGUCAGCAACAAAAGCUCCAUUCCGUUUGAGCACGGUGACCGAAGAUAUUGGCAAAUUAUUACCACCGGGAUACAAACAACCAAAAGAAAGUUUCACAACAAAACGACCAUUAUCGAAAACGACAAUGGAUGACAUCAGCAAAUUUCUACCGCCAGGUUUUAAAUUGCCAAAAUUCACAACAACCGAGAAAACAACAACAUCGGCAGACAAUAAUAGUGGAAGCAGCAUUGAAAAUGUACUUAAUAAAUUGUCAUUCAAUGCAGACAUUAGCAGUUUGCUACCGCCUGGAUAUAAGGCCAAUGCUUCGGUCGAUGACUUAGCAUCAGCCGAAAACAAAGAAGAAACAUCAUCACCUCAAUCUACAUCGACAUCAACAUCACCAUCAAAUAAUAAAUUUGGUUUUCUGAAAGGCAUUGGAAAACGACCGGGCGUUCGAUUAACAACACCAAGACCAUCACAUGGCGGAGCACCAACGCCACCAAAAGUUACAAUUCGCUCUGGAUUACCCACAAGAGCAACGACCGAGUUUACCGGUUGGCCCACUGUUUCUACAACACCAUUGAGCGUUCAAAAGAUAAUUGAACAGCAAGGCGCACAAGCAAUUGAUAUUUCUGAAAUUCUGAAACGAACGUCAUCGAGUACAUCGACAACGGUCGUUACGACAACUACAACCACGACAACAGUACGACCAACACAACCGGGCACAUGUCAUGUGCAAUGUGAUUUAGCGGGAACAAUUAAAAUUGUUGACGGUGUUAAAUGGAAACCCGAACUUCUCGACCAUAACACAGUUGAAUACAAAAAUCUAGCAAAGGAAAUCGAAACUCAGUUGAAUAAUGUAUACAGUAAAGCGGAUCGUCUUCGAAAAUGGUACAAAAAGAUUCGUAUUGAUAGUUUCAGUCAGGGAAGUGUUCUUGUUGAUUAUUUUGUUGAAUUGGCCGAUGUAUCGCGUGAUAUAAAUACCCAAGAAAUUAAACAAAUGUUCCAUGACGCUCUUACCGAGGUACCAAUGACUGUUGUUCCAUUGAAAAACAAUGCAACCGCAUCGUCGAACAUGGAUAUGGAGCAAAUCAUCGCCGACUUCCCUGACAAUACAAAACCAGCCAGAAGCAACUAUUUAAUGGGCCACUUUAUUUUGGAUCCACUUUCAACUGAUUUUAUUGUAAUUCCAAAACAACGGACCAUACCAACAAUACCAAAUGAAAUUGAACAAAACGCAAUCAUUCCACAAUGGGCUAUUGCUGUUAUCGUAAUUGGUGCCGGUUCACUAUUAUUUGUUGUUAUAUUCGGUGCUGCUGUGCUAAUGAAUCGGCAAAAGCGAUCAAAAAAGAAGGCACCGGUUCCACUGACAGCCGAUAUGCUGAAUGAGUUAAAUAAAAACCAUAUGGGUGGCUUCGAAAAUUAUGGCCACGAAGAACUGUACAUCGAGGAUACCUGGGAUGAUGUGAAACCAGACUUUAAACCAAAACGUUUUGCAAACUCGAGUAGUGAUCGUGACGAACGAUUUGAUAGUUGGCGUACACAACAAAAGUACCAAGCAAAUGCCGACUAUUAUUAUGAUCAGAAAUUGACGAAACCACAUUAUUCCCAAAAAACGUAUGCAUAUCCACCACAAACUGAUCCAUAUAUGGAAAAUUAUCAUCCGCACUAUCACCCAUCCUAUGCAAGCCACCAUCAUCCAUCACACCAAAAUGCGAUGGGACUAUAUACCUACAAUACACGACGAUAUAAUCGAGAUUAUGAUCCAGAUUUCUGAUCAUUUCAAACCCAAUUUUCGAUAAUUCUUUUUUUUAAACAAAAAAAAAACAAAAAUAGUGUAAUUAUAUUUAUUUAACGAGUGAAUAUUGAUGCGUGCAUGGGCGUGACUGAGAGUUAUAUGUGAGAUCAACCAAUUUGAUAUUUACAUUUCGAAAAUUUCGUCAAACACUUAAGCAAUUCAGAGAAGAUGGAGAAGAAAAAAAAAUGAUGCAACGAAAUUACAGGAAUUUUAUGUUAAACUAACCGGAAAAUAUUAUAUU